UCUGAUGUAGCCGCAACGAAAAACGAAAAUUUGCUAUAUUAUAAUUUAAACUAGAAUUGAGUAGAGAAUCAGGUGCAAAUAAGAAGGAGUUGAAUUAAAAGGAGCUACAGAUAACAAAAACGCGCAGACAAUCGAAUAGAAGAUGUCUAGUUUACAACGUACAAUUCUCAAGGGCAAAUUGCCACCCACAAUCACUGGGCGCAUAGGCAGAGCUGACUCCUUUAAAAAGUCGCGCAUACGCGAUUACACCCCAGUCAUGUGGAGUGAUUUUUUUGCUGAGAAGGAGGACGUCAUGAUUGAUGAGCAGCGUACCUUUCGAAUCUAUCGGACCAAAAAACCCGAAAAGCCUGGACCAGUAAUUUUGCUGUUACAUGGUGGAGGAUACUCAGCACUCACCUGGGCACACUUUUGUUCAGAAGUCACAAGCAUGAUACACUGUCAGUGCUUGUCCAUCGAUUUGCGUGGCCAUGGCGAUACAAAGACGGAUAAUGAAGAUGACUUGUCGGCAGAUACGCUGUCAAAGGAUAUUGGCGAUCUGAUAUUAAAGCUCUAUCCCGAUGAGGUGCCACAAAUCUUUGUCGUAGGACAUUCAAUGGGCGGCGCAAUUGCUGUGCAUUUUGCUCACAUGGCUCUUGUGCCCAAUUUGAUUGGCAUUACUGUCAUCGAUGUCGUUGAAGGCACAGCCAUGGAAGCGCUCGCCAGCAUGCAAAGCUUUUUACGUUCGAGGCCCAAAUACUUCCAGAGCAUACCCAAUGCUAUAGAAUGGUGCAUACGUAGCGGACAGGUACGAAAUGUGGAUAGUGCCAAAGUCUCAAUGCCUGGACAGAUAAUCAACUGUACAACGAAUCAGCUAGCAACGAAUGACCUGCCCUUGCCUGAUGAAGAGCUUGAAGCUGCCCAGCACACCAGUAUGUUUCCGAAUCCAUUCAGCAUUUCUGAAGACGAAGAAGUCGGCAACAGUGCUGAUGAUGCCGCAGCAUCUGCCACCGAUGAGGCCAGUGCCAAUGAUGAUUCAGCAAAUAGUGCAGACUUCAAAAAGCCCAUUACGACCAAAGCACAGACAGAUGCAGCAAAGAAUUACACUUGGCGUAUUGAUCUAUCUAAAUCCGAAAAAUAUUGGGUGGGCUGGUUCUCGGGCCUCAGCGACAAGUUCCUUAAUUUACGUCUCCCCAAGCAGCUGCUCCUGGCUAGCAUCGAUGGAUUAGAUCGCACACUAACCGUCGGCCAAAUGCAGGGCCGUUUCCAGAUGCAAGUCUUGGCACGAUGCGGACACGCCGUGCACGAGGACCGUCCACAUGAGGUUGCCGAGGUAAUUAGCGGUUACUUAAUACGCAAUCGCUAUGCGGAGGCAGCCGGUGAGUUCCGUUGCCACAUGCCCUCCUGUUGAAUAUUUUAUUCCUUGUACAAAUUUUUUGGCACAAGCGCUAAAACAAAUAACACAAAUAGUUGUCUAUUUUUUAAUGGAAAAUUAUAUGUAAUGUACUAGGUCGCGAGACCGAAGCGCAUGCGUGUAUAUGCAACAAGUAGUGUAUAAUAACAAGCCGAUACAUAAAAUAUUGAUAUAGACUACAUAUACUCUACUUAUUUAUUCGAUUUUACAAAUAUACAAUUAUUAACUCUUGAAUUUAUAUUAAUUUAUGCUCGUUUUGCCAAUCGAACAAUGAGAAGUAUUCAGUAAUUACUUUUGUUCCCAAAGUUGGGCUUCUUACCUUGUUAAUAUAUCUGUAUGUGUGCGUGUAUGUAUUUGUAUUUAAUGUGUGCCAGAUUUAGUUAUAAUUAACACAUGUUUACUAUUACUAUUAUGUAUAAAUAUAUAUAUUAAUAUAUAUUUAUGAAUCCAAUCAAUUCAAUAAAGCUAUAUAAUUAAUCGAU
Molecule: messenger RNA, 1872 nt
Organism: Scaptodrosophila lebanonensis
Lineage: Eukaryota; Metazoa; Arthropoda; Insecta; Diptera; Drosophilidae
Product: protein phosphatase methylesterase 1
Exons: 6
Coding region: 143-1387 (414 amino acids)
Biological process (GO): protein demethylation
Molecular function (GO): protein methylesterase activity
Source: RefSeq, a predicted model, not a curated record